This is a messenger RNA of Drosophila nasuta, 2339 nucleotides long. RefSeq names its product sodium/hydrogen exchanger 9B2-like. The record is from RefSeq and is a predicted model, not a curated record. Bases 160 to 2196 code for a protein of 678 amino acids. Lineage: Eukaryota; Metazoa; Arthropoda; Insecta; Diptera; Drosophilidae. Gene Ontology annotation, cellular component: membrane. The transcript is spliced from 6 exons. Gene Ontology annotation, molecular function: antiporter activity. Gene Ontology annotation, biological process: proton transmembrane transport.
CGGAGCUACGCUCGGAAGUCCGACGAUCGUCUUCACAUGUUCAACGAUUGCUUCGCGUGCUAAUUGAAAGUAAAAGUUAAUUUGAACUUUUCUCAACACAUUUUCAACUACAAGAGUCGACUGUCUAAUUUCCUGUUUGAAGACAUCACAAAAAAAACGAUGACGGCAACUGGAGAAGUCGGGGGCAGCGAUGAGCUGAAUGUGACGACGGUUAAUACUCAUCCCGUGCCGGAUAUCCGCACGUCACCCAUGCCCAAUGGCAAUCACAAGACCGUCGUCGAUAGCCAGCCGAAGCGACGCGUCAGCAUUAUCUCCGAUGCCCCGAUGAAUGUGGGCGCCGCAGGUUACGAUAAUCUCGCAUUUGAGCAAAAUCCCAGACGUAAAAUAUCCCAGACCUCGACACAUUCGCACACCGAUAUUGGGCCAGCGAGGAGGCGAAGCAUUCUAAAGGAAACACCACUGCACGAUAAUGAAAGCGAUCGAGGAUCUAUGCAUAGCCUUGAUAACUAUAGACAGGGCGUUAUAGACGGGCUAAAUGGCAAGUACCAAGGACACCAGCAGCCCGGUUCACACGAUAGCACAAACUAUGUGGAGCAAUCGUGGAUGUAUUCGUUCUGCUUAAAAUGCCGCGGCGAGGAACCAACUGAGUCUUGGGAGCCGCCUUUCUGGCAAAAGGUCUUCCCUUAUCCACUUUGUCCCACCUUCAGGACAUUCUCGCGUCUCAUUGUGCUUAUUCUCAUCGGCAUACUCCUCUGGAUUGUGGCGUUUGUGAUUAUUGGCGAUACAGCUGCUCCUGGCGGGCAACUCUUUAGUCUUGUUGUGCUCACGGUGGCAGCCAACUUCGGAGGCUACAUUAUAUCCCUGACUACGUUACCACGUCUCAUUGGCAUGCUGCUCGUUGGCAUACUCUUCCAAAAUGUUGGCUGGGUAGAUCUCGAUGGCGACUUCUCCAAAGUGACGGGACAUUUGCGCAAAUUCGCGCUGACCAUUAUCCUCACUCGAGCUGGCCUCGAAAUGGAGCCGGAAGCCUUUAAGAAGGUGUACAAGACCAUUCUCAAGCUGGGCAUUGUGCCAUGGAUUGUUGAGGCAGCUGUCAUGACAAUCAUGUCCCACUAUCUACUCGAUCUGCCUUGGAUCUGGGGCUGCCUUCUGGGUGCCAUUAUCGCCGCCAUUUCACCGGCUGUCGUUGUGCCAUGUCUCUUCCGUCUGCGCACCAAAGGAUACGGCGUUGCCAAAGGAAUUCCCACUCUUGUGGUCGCCGUGGCUGGAGUGGAUGAUGCUCUCUCUGUGGCCAUCUUUGGCAUUGUGAGCACUAUCAUGUUCUCGGACAAGGGAUUGGGCUAUCAGAUUGCCCAGGCACCUGUGUGCAUCCUGGGAGGUCUAGCCUUCGGCGUCAUUUGGGGCUCCUUGGCACGCAUCUUUCCCGAGAAGGGUGACGCUUAUGUGGUGCCCUUGCGUACUCUCAUGCUCUUCGCCGGCAAUCUGGUGGCCAUCUAUGGCAGCGAAGAGCUCGGCUUUGAAGGCGCCGGACCGUUGGCUGUCGUCUUUUCAUCGUUCGUAUCGAAUCUGUUCUGGUGCAAGGAUGGCUGGGAUGUCGAUGACAAUCCUGUGUCCACUGCCUUUGAAAUCUUCUGGAUGAUCUUUGAGCCCAUUCUGUUUGGUCUGACUGGUGCUACGAUCAAGAUCAGCGAGCUGGACUCGCACACAGUCUCCAUAGGCGCUGCCUGCAUCUUCACAGGCGUCAUCAUACGCAUCUUUAUCACGGCUGGCAUCGCAUUUGGUGAUCGCCUCAAUACCAAGGAGAAAUUCUUUGUGGGUCUCUCGUGGAUGGCCAAGGCAACGGUUCAAGCUGCGCUGGGACCUGUGGCACUAAAGAAUCUUGGUGAGAAUGCUACAGACGAAGAGCGCAACUGGGCCGAAAUUGUGCAGACAAUUUGCGUAUUCAGCAUUGUGCUGACAGCUCCAUUGGGUGCCAUUCUAAUCUCUGUGACGGGCACCCGGAUGUUGACAAAGACGAAGCAGCCACAAGUAUUGACCGGCUGGCGACGCAGUCAUCGUCCUUCCAUUCGCGACAUUAGCAUUAUCGAUGAGGAGGAGGAACGCGAGGAUCCCGAAGUGCCUACGGAUAAGGAGACUCACGAUAAUACCCAGAAUAAUGCGCAUUUAACAAACUUAUCAUACACCGCAAGUAAGUAAAACCCCUCUUGUUUGGGUUUUCAUUGCACCAAACUCCAGUUUUUUGUUGGAUUAAGAUAUAAUGUUGAUUGUUAUAUUACGUACUUACUACAUACUAAACAUAUAUGGAUUUCCAUUCCAAAUAAAUAUUAAGUUAAAAAUAA